GGGCAGCGGAAGCAGGAGCUGUGAACUGGGCAGGGAGGGAGGCGGGAGCGCGUGUGGCGGGCGCGCGGGCUGCCGGAGCUGAGCGGGCACGCGCGCCAGGCUUGUCCCCUGGCUUAGCAGCGGCGGCGACGGCUUCUUUGUUUCGAGAGGAGAAGCGAGACGCCCACUCUGUCCCCGACCCCUCGUGGAGGGUUGGGGGCGGCGCCAGGAAGGCUGCGGCGCCGGCACCUCUGGCAGGAGACCACUGCCUGCCGCUCCUGUGAAGAUGUCUACUCCAGACCCACCCCUGGGUGGGACUCCUCGGCCUGGCCCUUCCCCCGGCCCUGGCCCCUCACCUGGUGCAAUGCUGGGCCCUAGCCCUGGCCCCUCACCAGGCUCUGCCCACAGCAUGAUGGGGCCCAGCCCAGGACCUCCUUCGGCUGGACACCCCAUGCCCACCCAGGGGCCUGGAGGAUAUCCUCAGGACAACAUGCACCAAAUGCACAAGCCUAUGGAGUCCAUGCAUGAGAAGGGAAUGCCUGAUGACCCACGGUACAACCAGAUGAAAGGGAUGGGCAUGCGGUCCGGGGCCCACACAGGUAUGGGACCCCCACCUAGUCCCAUGGACCAGCAUUCACAAGGUUACCCCUCACCCCUGGGUGGCUCUGAACAUGCCUCCAGUCCUGUCCCAGCCAGCGGCCCAUCUUCAGGCCCCCAGAUGUCCUCUGGGCCAGGAGGGGCCCCAUUAGAUGGUUCUGACCCCCAGGCCUUGGGGCAGCAAAACCGAGGCCCAACCCCAUUUAAUCAGAACCAGCUGCAUCAACUCAGAGCUCAGAUAAUGGCAUAUAAGAUGUUGGCCAGGGGCCAACCAUUGCCUGACCACCUGCAGAUGGCCGUGCAAGGCAAGCGUCCAAUGCCUGGAAUGCAGCAGCAGAUGCCAACACUACCUCCACCCUCAGUGUCUGCCACCGGACCUGGCCCUGGCUCUGGCCCUGGCCCUGGCCCAGGUCCAGGACAAGCCCCUCCAAAUUACAGUAGGCCCCAUGGUAUGGGAGGGCCCAACAUGCCUCCCCCAGGACCCUCAGGUGUGCCCCCCGGGAUGCCUGGUCAGCCCCCUGGAGGGCCUCCCAAGCCGUGGCCUGAAGGACCCAUGGCCAAUGCUGCUGCCCCCACAAGCACCCCACAGAAGCUGAUUCCCCCCCAACCAACAGGCCGCCCUUCACCUGCACCUCCUGCUGUCCCACCUGCUGCCUCACCUGUGAUGCCACCACAAACACAGUCCCCAGGGCAGCCGGCCCAGCCUGCUCCAUUGGUGCCCCUGCACCAGAAGCAGAGCCGCAUCACCCCGAUCCAGAAGCCCCGGGGCCUGGACCCUGUGGAGAUCCUACAGGAGCGAGAGUAUAGGCUGCAGGCUCGAAUCGCACACCGAAUUCAGGAACUUGAAAAUCUCCCUGGGUCCCUGGCUGGGGACCUGCGAACCAAAGCAACCAUCGAACUCAAGGCCCUUAGGUUGCUGAACUUCCAGAGGCAGCUGCGCCAGGAGGUGGUGGUGUGCAUGCGCAGAGACACAGCCCUAGAGACAGCCCUCAAUGCCAAGGCCUAUAAGCGCAGCAAACGGCAGUCACUUCGGGAGGCCCGAAUCACUGAGAAGCUGGAGAAGCAGCAGAAGAUUGAGCAGGAGCGUAAGCGCCGCCAGAAGCACCAGGAGUACCUCAACAGCAUCCUGCAGCAUGCCAAGGACUUCAGGGAGUAUCACAGAUCAGUCACAGGCAAACUCCAGAAACUCACCAAGGCUGUGGCCACCUACCAUGCAAAUACGGAGCGGGAGCAGAAGAAAGAAAAUGAGCGUAUUGAGAAGGAGCGAAUGCGGAGGCUUAUGGCUGAAGACGAGGAGGGCUACCGCAAGCUCAUCGACCAGAAGAAGGACAAACGCCUGGCCUACCUCCUGCAGCAGACAGACGAGUAUGUAGCCAACCUCACAGAGCUGGUGCGGCAGCACAAAGCUGCUCAGGUCGCCAAGGAGAAGAAGAAGAAGAAGAAAAAGAAGAAGGCAGAAAAUGCUGAAGGACAGACACCUGCUAUUGGACCAGACGGUGAGCCUCUGGAUGAGACGAGCCAGAUGAGCGACCUUCCUGUGAAGGUGAUCCAUGUAGAGAGCGGCAAGAUCCUCACAGGCACUGAUGCUCCAAAAGCUGGGCAGCUGGAAGCCUGGCUUGAGAUGAACCCAGGGUAUGAGGUAGCUCCCCGGUCAGAUAGUGAAGAAAGUGGCUCCGAAGAGGAGGAGGAGGAGGAGGAGGAGGAGCAGCCCCAGCCUGCACAGCCCCCCACACUGCCUGUGGAGGAGAAGAAGAAGAUUCCAGACCCAGACAGCGAUGACGUCUCUGAGGUGGAUGCACGGCACAUUAUUGAGAACGCCAAGCAGGAUGUGGAUGAUGAGUAUGGUGUGUCCCAGGCCCUUGCUCGUGGUCUGCAGUCCUACUAUGCUGUGGCCCAUGCUGUCACAGAGAGAGUAGACAAGCAGUCGGCCCUCAUGGUCAACGGCGUCCUCAAACAGUACCAGAUCAAGGGCUUGGAGUGGCUGGUGUCCCUGUAUAACAACAACCUGAACGGCAUCCUGGCUGACGAGAUGGGGCUGGGAAAGACCAUCCAGACCAUCGCGCUCAUCACAUACCUCAUGGAGCACAAGCGUAUCAACGGGCCCUUCCUCAUCAUUGUGCCUCUCUCGACGCUGUCAAACUGGGCAUAUGAAUUUGACAAGUGGGCCCCCUCAGUGGUGAAGGUUUCCUACAAGGGCUCUCCAGCAGCAAGACGAGCUUUUGUCCCUCAGCUUCGCAGUGGGAAGUUCAAUGUCUUGUUGACCACCUAUGAGUAUAUCAUCAAAGAUAAACACAUCCUGGCCAAGAUCCGCUGGAAGUACAUGAUUGUGGAUGAAGGCCACCGCAUGAAGAACCACCACUGCAAGCUGACACAGGUCCUCAACACACACUAUGUGGCCCCUCGGCGCCUGCUUCUGACGGGCACUCCACUGCAGAACAAGCUACCUGAGCUCUGGGCACUGCUUAACUUCCUCCUGCCCACCAUCUUCAAGAGCUGCAGCACCUUCGAGCAGUGGUUCAAUGCACCCUUUGCCAUGACAGGAGAGAAGGUGGACCUGAAUGAAGAGGAGACCAUCCUCAUUAUCCGUCGCCUACACAAGGUGCUACGGCCCUUCCUGCUGCGGAGGCUCAAGAAGGAAGUUGAAGCCCAGCUACCUGAGAAGGUGGAGUAUGUCAUCAAAUGUGACAUGUCAGCCCUGCAGCGUGUGCUCUACCGUCACAUGCAGGCCAAAGGUGUGCUAUUGACUGACGGCUCUGAGAAGGACAAGAAGGGCAAAGGUGGCACCAAGACGCUGAUGAACACUAUCAUGCAGCUGCGCAAGAUCUGCAACCACCCCUACAUGUUCCAGCAUAUUGAGGAGUCCUUUUCUGAGCACUUGGGGUUCACCGGCGGCAUCGUGCAAGGAUUGGACCUAUACCGUGCCUCGGGGAAAUUUGAACUUCUGGAUAGAAUUCUGCCCAAACUCCGUGCGACCAACCACAAAGUGCUGCUCUUCUGCCAAAUGACCUCCCUCAUGACCAUUAUGGAAGACUACUUUGCAUACCGUGGCUUCAAAUACCUCAGACUUGACGGAACCACAAAAGCAGAGGACCGGGGCAUGCUGUUGAAAACCUUUAAUGAGCCUGGCUCUGAGUACUUCAUUUUCCUGCUCAGUACCCGUGCUGGGGGGCUGGGCCUCAACCUACAGUCAGCUGACACUGUGAUCAUCUUUGACAGUGACUGGAAUCCUCACCAGGACCUACAAGCCCAGGAUCGUGCCCAUCGAAUUGGGCAGCAGAACGAGGUGCGUGUGCUCCGCCUGUGCACCGUUAACAGUGUGGAGGAGAAGAUCCUGGCCGCUGCCAAAUACAAACUCAAUGUGGACCAGAAGGUUAUCCAGGCAGGCAUGUUUGACCAGAAGUCAUCCAGCCACGAGCGGCGCGCCUUCCUGCAGGCCAUUCUGGAGCAUGAGGAGCAGGAUGAGAGCAGACACUGCAGCACGGGCAGCGGCAGUGCCAGCUUCGCCCACACUGCCCCUCCGCCAGCGGGCGUCAACCCCGACUUGGAGGAGCCACCUCUAAAGGAAGAAGAUGAGGUACCAGAUGAUGAGACCGUCAACCAGAUGAUUGCCCGGCACGAAGAAGAAUUUGACCUCUUCAUGCGCAUGGACUUAGACCGCCGGCGUGAAGAGGCCCGCAACCCCAAGCGGAAGCCACGCCUGAUGGAAGAGGAUGAGCUCCCAUCCUGGAUCAUCAAGGAUGAUGCCGAGGUAGAGAGGCUGACAUGUGAGGAGGAAGAGGAGAAGAUGUUUGGCCGUGGUUCCCGCCACCGCAAGGAGGUGGACUACAGCGACUCAUUGACAGAGAAGCAGUGGCUCAAGACCCUGAAGGCCAUCGAGGAGGGCACGCUGGAGGAGAUCGAAGAGGAGGUCCGGCAGAAGAAAUCCUCACGGAAGCGCAAGCGUGACAGCGAGGCCGGCUCCUCCACCCCGACCACCAGCACCCGCAGCCGUGACAAGGACGAGGAGAGCAAGAAGCAGAAGAAGCGUGGACGGCCACCUGCCGAGAAGCUGUCCCCAAACCCACCUAACCUUACCAAGAAGAUGAAGAAGAUUGUGGACGCCGUGAUCAAGUACAAGGACAGCAGUAGUGGACGUCAGCUCAGCGAGGUGUUCAUCCAGCUCCCCUCGCGCAAGGAACUUCCCGAGUACUAUGAGCUCAUCCGAAAACCUGUGGACUUCAAGAAGAUCAAGGAACGCAUCCGCAACCACAAGUACCGCAGCCUCAAUGACCUGGAGAAGGAUGUGAUGCUGCUGUGCCAGAAUGCUCAGACGUUCAACCUCGAGGGUUCCUUGAUCUAUGAGGACUCCAUCGUCCUGCAGUCUGUCUUCACCAGUGUGCGGCAGAAGAUUGAGAAGGAGGAUGACAGUGAAGGGGAAGAAAGUGAGGAGGAAGAGGAGGGCGAGGAGGAAGGCUCUGAGUCUGAGUCCCGCUCCGUCAAGGUAAAGAUCAAGCUGGGCCGCAAGGAGAAGGCCCAGGACCGACUGAAGGGGGGCCGCCGGCGGCCAAGCCGGGGGUCCCGGGCCAAGCCAGUUGUGAGCGACGACGACAGUGAGGAGGAACAGGAAGAGGACCGCUCAGGAAGUGGCAGCGAGGAGGACUGAAGCAGACAUUCCAGAGUCCUGACCCCGAGGCACACGUCCCAACCGAGAUGGAGUAGCCCUUAGCGGUGAUGGGUAGCACCAGAAGUAGUUUCGGACUUGGAGAACUGUACACAUGCACUCUUCCACAUUUAUAGGCAGAGAAUAGGCCUGUCUGUCGGCCCUGGCCUGGCCUUGAGUCUCUACCAGCAUUAACUGUCCAGAGAGGGACCUCUUGGAGGCACCAUCCACCUCCCCAGGCCCAGUCACUGUAGCUCAGCGUGGAUGCAUGCCGUGCCGUCCACUCCUUGUACUGUAUCUUACUGGACAGAGCCGACUCUCCGGAGGUCCACAGGCCCCGCGGUAUGUCAGUGUCACUGGGGUCAGACAGUAAUGAUUAAACCAAUGACAAACCACCA
This is a messenger RNA of Onychomys torridus (southern grasshopper mouse), 5613 nucleotides long. It is a transcript of the gene Smarca4, whose product is annotated as SWI/SNF related, matrix associated, actin dependent regulator of chromatin, subfamily a, member 4. Gene Ontology annotation, cellular component: nucleus. The transcript is spliced from 35 exons. Gene Ontology annotation, biological process: positive regulation of transcription by RNA polymerase II. The record is from RefSeq and is a predicted model, not a curated record. Lineage: Eukaryota; Metazoa; Chordata; Mammalia; Rodentia; Cricetidae. The coding region runs from base 266 to 5218 and encodes 1650 amino acids. Gene Ontology annotation, molecular function: DNA binding; ATP binding; transcription factor binding.